AUAAACUCUUACUCACACCAGAAUCAUAUCUUUUAUAAAAUUUUGUUUCUUCGCUCAGUAUCUUUGUUUCUAACCCACUAUAUACUAGUGAUACUCUAGAGGCAAUGUCCGGCCAAUCUUUCUAAAUUAAUCCCAUCGUUACCCUAGUCAUUCAUUUCAAACCAUAGAGAGAUUCCAUUCUUGCCCCCACGUCCUUGCGAUUUUCCUUUCUUAAGAAACCUCCAUCCACCCUUUCUCUUUUCUCCCGCUUUCUCAUUUUCCGACUCAGCUUUACUCCUUCUGAUAACCCACUCUUAUCCCGAAACCCACGUCACGUAAGUGGUCGUGUUAUCCUCGACGAUGGCAGCUGCGGAGGGGCUAGAGCCAAAACAGGCGGGAGCUAUCGAGUCGGCGACGGAGGACCAGUCACCGGGAGAACUGAUUAAUGCAUCCGGGCAUCGUCAGGAGCUCGACCGAAACUUCAGUUUGUUAAGUAUUUGUGCCGUGGCUGUUACGACUGGAAACACAUGGAUCGCACAAGGAGGCAGUGUGGUCACUGCUCUGAGUAAUGGGGGGCCAUCAGGUGUUAUUUAUGAAUUCAUUGCUGUGUCGGUCUGCUACUGGUUAGUGGCGGCCUCAAUCGCGGAACUAGCAUCGGGAAUGCCGUCGGCUAGUGGUGUGUACCACUGGGCCUCUAUCACAGCGGGAAAGUAUGGCCGUGCAUGUGGUUUCUUCGCUGGCUUCUGGAAUUGUCUGGCCUGGAUCCUUGGUGCAGCUUCUAUGUCUGCUAUUCUGGGACAGCAGACUGUCUCCAUGUAUGCUCUGAUGCAUCCCGGAUUUGUCCCCCAGUCGUGGCACAUAUUCGUCAGUUUUAUUAUCUGUACAUGGCUUUGCUGCGCUAUCGUCCUUUUCAUGAAUCGGAUACUCCCACAUAUCGGCAACCUUGGAAUGUUCUUCAUCCUCGCGGGUGUGUUCAUUACAAUCAUUGUCUGUGCUGUUAUGCCCCAUGUGAACGGUACUGGCUACGCAUCAGAUUCGGACGUGUGGCGUACUUGGCAAAAUGGUACCGGAUAUUCUAGUGAGGGCUUUGUCUUCGUUGCCGGAAUGCUCAAUGGUGCUUACAGCGUGGGUACGCCUGACUGCUCAACCCAUCUUGCAGAGGAGAUCCCCAGACCGAGUCGGAACAUUCCCAAGGCCGUCCUCGCCCAGAUGACGGUCGGUUUUAUUACCGGCGUCCUCUACAUGAUUGCAUUGUUCUACUCGAUCACAGAUCUAGAUGCAGUUAUCUCAAGCGUCUAUGGUUUCCCUCUCGCCGAAAUCUAUCAUCAGGCGACGGGGUCUAGGGGUGGCGCCCUUGGUUUACUCAUUGUGGCUUUUCUUCCAACCGUUAUUACAUGCGCCGGCUGCUAUAUCACUGCCGGUCGUACACUGUGGACCAUCUCCCGCGAUAAAGCGACCCCGUUCUCCGGCUGGCUUGCGCGCAUCAACAGCCGUAUGCACAACCCUUUCAAUGCUACUCUUGUUUGUGGUGUGAUCGUCACGAUCCUUGCCUGCAUCUAUGUCGGCUCUACCACCGCCUUCAACGCUUUCGUCGGCUGCUUCGUGCAAUUGUCUAGUCUUUCCUACUGCGCCGCCAUUCUUCCACACCUUUUGACUCGUCGUUCUACAUUCGCCCCGGGGUAUUUCUGGAUGGGGCGCAUUGGCUAUCUCAUUAACGCCUUGUCCUGCAUUUACAUUCUCGCUUUUGUCGUGAUCUUCUGCUUCCCGUAUGCUUUGCCUACCGACGCGGCUUCCAUGAACUACGCUAGUCUGAUGACCGGAGGAUUGACAAUUUUUGUGACCAUCUGGUGGCUCUUCCGGAUGAAAUCCUAUGAAGGACCGAAAUUCGUCCCUCUGACAGACAAGGUGCUGAUGGAUGACGCUAAAUAAGCACUACUCUUCUUUAAAGAGUGAGCGCUCGCGAGAGAUAUCGAACAUACUAGAUGUCUGAAUAAAUGGCUCACACUCGCUACAGUCUGCAUACCCUUACGACUCGUAUAUUUUCUUAAGAUUUAAUUCGGACAAAAAUAAGGCUGUUGGUCUAGUUCUAUGAAUGAUAUGUAUUAAUCUCAGCUUGCUUUGUGUUCU
Aspergillus pseudotamarii is the source of this 2106-nucleotide messenger RNA. Its product is annotated as putative choline transport protein. The transcript has 5 exons. Lineage: Eukaryota; Fungi; Ascomycota; Eurotiomycetes; Eurotiales; Aspergillaceae. Gene Ontology annotation, molecular function: transmembrane transporter activity. Gene Ontology annotation, cellular component: membrane. Gene Ontology annotation, biological process: transmembrane transport; amino acid transport. The coding region runs from base 340 to 1908 and encodes 522 amino acids. The record is from RefSeq and is a predicted model, not a curated record.